AGUCGGGCCCUUUAAGGGCCGCUCCCGAGGAGGUGCCAGGCCCUGGUGGCUCCAAUCUCUUCUUCCUGGUUGUGCGAAGGCAGGGACUGACCGUAAGGCUGAGGGAGGGGUCGUGCCGGGUGUUCGCCCAGGUGUUCCGGGCCUGCCUACCUUAUGGCGCUGGUCACAGUGAGUCGCUCGCCGCCGGCAAGUGGCCACUCCACGCCUGUGGGACCCACGCAGGACCGAGUGGUAAGACGCAGAGGCCGGCUCCAGCGCAGGCAGAGUUUUGCGGUGCUCCGAGGGGCUGUCCUGGGACUUCAGGAUGGAGGGGACAGUAAUGUUGCAUCUGAGGCUGACUCUGAGCCAAUGGAGGAACCCUCAGGUGAGGAACAGCCCACCGAGGACCAGACUGACAAAGGGCAAGGACUCCAGAGUCCCUGGAAACAAGUGCAAAAGCGGCACCUGCACCUCAUGGUGGAGCUGCUGAGGCCGCAGGAUGAUAUCCGCCUGGCAGCCCAGCUGGAGGCAGCCCGACCCCCCAGACUUCGCUACCUGCUGGUAGUAUCCACGGGAGAAGAACUGAGUGAGGAGGCCAUCCUGCUUGGGGUGGACUUCCCUGACAGCAGUUCCCACAGCUGCACCCUGGGCCUGGUCUUGCCCCUCUGGAGUGAUACCCAGGUGUACCUGGACGGCGAUGGGGGCUUCAGUGUGACAUCUGGUGGUCAAAGCCGAAUCUUCAAGCCUGUCUCUAUCCAGACCAUGUGGGCCACACUGCAGGUAUUGCACCAGGCAUGUGAGGUAGCUCUAGGCAGUGGCCUUGUGCCUGGUGGCAGUGCCCUUGCCUGGGCUACUUACUACCAGGAGAAACUCAACUCUGACCAGGGUUGCCUCAAUGAGUGGAUGGCCAUGUCUGACCUGGAGUCCUUUCGACCACCUAAUGCUGAGCCUGGACAGGCUUCAGAGCAGGAAAAGAUGGAGCAGGCGAUCCUGGCUGAAUUGUGGCAGGUGUUGGACACCAGUGACCUGGACAGUGUCACUUCUAAAGAGAUCCGUCAGGCCCUGGAGCUGCGUCUGGGAUGUCCUCUCCAGCAGUACCGUGACUUUAUUGACAACCAGAUGUUGCUGCUCAUGGCCCAGCAAGACCGGGCCUCUCGCAUCUUCCCCCACCUCUACUUGGGCUCUGAGUGGAAUGCUGCCAACCUGGAGGAACUUCAGAAAAACAGAGUAAGUCACAUCUUGAACAUGGCCCGGGAGAUUGACAACUUCUUCCCUGAGCGCUUCACCUAUUACAAUGUACGUGUCUGGGAUGAGGAAUCGGCACAGCUUCUGCCCCACUGGAAGGAGACACAUCGAUUCAUUGAGGAUGCCAGAGCACAGGGCACUCGGGUGCUAGUCCACUGUAAGAUGGGUGUCAGCCGUUCUGCCGCCACGGUACUAGCCUAUGCCAUGAAACAGUAUGGCUGGGACCUGGAGCAAGCCCUGAUCCACGUGCAGGAGCUCCGGCCCAUUGUACGCCCCAACCACGGCUUCCUGCGCCAGCUACGGACCUACCAGGGCAUUCUGACUGCCAGCCGGCAGAGCCACGUCUGGGAGCAGAAAGUGGGUGUGGUCUCCCCAGAGGAGCCCCUGGCGCCUGAAGUUUCUACACCAUUGCCACCUCUUCCACCAGAACCAGGGGGCAGUGGGGAGGUGAUGGUAAUGGGCCUGGAAGGAAGCCAGGAAACCCCAAAAGAAGAACUUGGACUGCGGCCCCGCAUCAACCUUCGAGGGGUCAUGCGCUCCAUCAGUCUCCUGGAGCCCUCAGAGUCAGAGAGUACCCCAGAGGCGGGAGGCCUGCCAGAAGUUUUCUCUUCAGAUGAAGAGCCUCUUCAUCCAUUCUCUCAGCUUUCAAGAGCCAAAGGUGGCCAGCGGGUCCGCAAGGGGCCUUGGCCUGCCCUGAAGUCUCGACAGUCUGUGGUUGCCCUUCAUAGUGCUGCCCUGGUGGCCAGCAGGACACGGGCCUUCCAAGAACAGGGGCAAGGGCAAGAGCAGAGCGAGCCUGGUAUGUCUUCUACCCCUAGGCUCCGGAAGGUGAUGAGGCAGGCCAGUGUAGAUGACAGCAGGGAGGAGGACAAGGCCUAAGCCCUCAUGCUGUGUCCGCCCCCAGACACUAAUCGCGACUGGUCACAGCGCCUCAGAUGAGUGGUCUUUAGACCUAUGGGCCUGCACACGCCCUGCAGCUCCUUCCCAGCUGCCCUCAGACCUUUGCCACUUCCUGCAGCCUUAGGUCUCAGCCCAUAUCUACCUGUUAAGGGCUCAAUCCUUUUUCUACAUAGGGGCUGGGUUAGAGCCGUUUAAGGUGCCUUUAGGGUAAUAACACCCUAGUUUCAUUGUACACUCACUCACUUAACAUUGUGUACAGCCAUGGAGUUAAAACCAGAAUUUUUUAGGGUGGGUUUUCUAGUUCAUGUCUCCCUUGCCCUCGACUUGUGGCCAUUCCACCCUGCGUCUUCCACCCUCUCCUACUGCAGUCCUGGAGACAGCUAGGCCAGGGGACUAGUGGCCACAAAGGCAGAUAGCACUUUCAGUCCCCAGUCCCACAGGCUCUGAGGGGGCUCACAGGUCACCCACCCACCCACCCAACUGACCCGAAUCUCUGCUGCUGCCCUCAGUUCCCCCAUGCCCCUCACUGGGUCACAGCACUGAGAGUCUUCUUGUUCUUGAAGAUCUCUGGCCAGGCAAGUUUUUCAUAGUUGUAUAGUAUUUGGCUUUGUAUUGAGAAAUAAAAGACAUUUUCAUAUUAAAAGACAUUUUCCAUUUGUGACAAA
This is a messenger RNA of Mus musculus (house mouse), 2789 nucleotides long. It is a transcript of the gene Ssh3, whose product is annotated as slingshot protein phosphatase 3. The record is from RefSeq and is marked validated. Gene Ontology annotation, biological process: negative regulation of actin filament polymerization. The transcript has 14 exons. Lineage: Eukaryota; Metazoa; Chordata; Mammalia; Rodentia; Muridae. Gene Ontology annotation, molecular function: protein serine/threonine phosphatase activity; actin binding; protein tyrosine phosphatase activity. Bases 154 to 2103 code for a protein of 649 amino acids. Gene Ontology annotation, cellular component: cytoskeleton; nucleus.